GCCGCCGGGGCCGCUCGGGCCGCUCGGGCCGCGCUCCCGGCGCAGGGCGCGGAGCCGCCGGUGCGGCGGAGCGGCGCUCCGAGCUCGGCCCGCAGCCGCCCCAUGGAGCCGCCGCGGCCGCCCCCGGCCGAGCCCGCGGAGCCGGAGCCCGGCGGGCGGUACGAGCCCGUGGCGCCGCACUGGUUCUACCGGCGGCUGAACGAGCCCCGGGAGCGCUGGGUGCCGUUCAGCGCGCAGGACUCGCGGCGGCUGGAGGAGGCGCACGGCGCAGGGAAGGAGCAGGAUGAUGUGGUGGUCCCCACCUCGGGGGGCAGGUAUGACGUGCACCUGCGGGCGCGGCGGCGCGUGGCCGUGUACUGGGAGGAGGAGGCGGCCGAAGUGCGGCGCUGCACCUGGUUCUACAAGGGGGACAAGGACAACAAGUUCAUUCCCUACUCCGAGUCCUUCAGUGAGGAGCUGGAGGAAGCCUACAUGAUUGCCGUGACCCUGGGUGAGUGGAAGAAGAAGCUGGAGUCCCCCAACAGAGAAGUCAUUGUCCUACACAACCCAAAGCUGAUGGUUCACUACCAUCCCGUUGCCAGCUCUGACGACUGGGUCUCCACCCCCACGGAACAAGGCCGGCCCCGGACUGUGAAGAGAGGAGUGGACAACAUUGCUGUGGAGAUCCCCAGUGGAGAGCCGCUGCAGAUCGACCACCUGGUGUUCGUGGUGCACGGCAUCGGCCCCGCCUGCGACAUCCGCUUCCGCAGCAUCGUGCAGUGCGUGAAUGAUUUCAGGACCGUCUCCCUCAGCAUGCUGCAAGCACACUUCAGGAAGGCGCAGGAGCAGCAGCAGGUCGGGCGGGUGGAGUUCCUGCCUGUGAACUGGCACAGCUCCCUGCACUCCACUGGCGUGGACGUCGAUCUGGAGCGGAUCACGCUGCCCAGCAUCAACCGCCUGCGGCACUUCAUCAACGACACCAUCCUGGACGUGUUCUUCUACAACAGCCCCACCUAUUGCCAGACCAUCGUGGACACGGUGGCCUCGGAGAUGAACCGCCUGCACCGGCUCUUCCUGCAGAGGAACCCGCACUUCAGGGGCGGGGUGUCCAUCGCGGGGCACAGCCUGGGGUCACUCAUUCUGUUUGAUCUCCUGACGAACCAGAAGGCUGAUCCCGAGGAGGACGAGCGCUGUGCACAGGGGUCCAGGACAACCUCAGGCACCGGGGGGAUUGAGGAAGUAAAAGAAAUCCUGAAGAAGCUGGAGCUGUCCGAGUAUUGUGAUGUUUUUGAGAAGGAGAAAAUGGACAGGCAGGCAGUGUUCUUGUGCACAGAGAAAAACCUGAAAGAAAUGGGAAUUCCCUUAGGGCCAAGAAUGAAAAUACUCCAUUACAUCAGCUCCGAGACAGAGAUGAAGGACCGGAGCUCAGCAGCUCCUGGGCACGAUGAACGUGAGGCUGAGCCAGGGGACAGCUCCGAGGGUGUCAGGAGCUGCCAGUACCGGGACGUUGGCUUGGGACAGGUCUCGGCAAACUACCCCCAGCUGAACUACAAGCCCACCAUCUUCUUUGCCUUUGGCUCUCCCAUCGGGAUGUUCCUCACCGUGCGAGGAGUGAAGCGGAUCGACCCCAACUACAGCCUGCCCACCUGCAAAGGCUUCUUCAACAUCUUCCACCCCUUUGACCCGGUGGCGUAUCGGAUCGAGCCCAUGAUCGUCCCCGAGCUGGAGUUCGAGCCCAUGCUGCUGCCCCACCACAAGGGCAGGAAGAGGAUGCACCUGGAGCUGAAGGAAGGGCUGACUCGCAUGAGCGUGGACCUGAAGAACAACCUGCUGGGCUCCCUGCGGGUGGCCUGGCAGAGCUUCACCCGCGCCCCCGUGCCUGCCCUGGAGGCAGGGAGCUCCGAGGCCGAGGCAGACUCAGAGGCCAGCACUGAGAAGCAGCCAGACACAAAGCCAGAGGAGCCCCCGGCAGCAGUGAAGGAAGAGACGCCCCCCAUCAGCCCCAUCAACGUGGGGAGGCUGAACGGAGGGAACCGCAUCGACUACGUGCUGCAGGAGAAGCCAAUCGAGAGCUUCAACGAGUAUUUGUUUGCACUCCAGGGCCAUCUCUGCUACUGGGAGUCAGAGGACACUGUUCUGCUGGUUCUGAAGGAGAUCUACCAGACACAAGGCAUCACACUGGAUCAGCCUUUGCCGGGAAGCCAGUGACCCACCUGUGCUGUGCUGGCUGUCCAAUCCCACAGAGCACUCACCAGGAAAGUCCAGAUCUCUUCUCUGCCUUCCUCUCUCCUCUGCUGCCGUGUCCUGCAUGCUGCUUCCCAAGUACUUGCUGCUGCCUGGAGAUGAGGAUGGAUUUUCCUCCAUUUUGGGUAGGGGUAGGGGGAAAAACUGUCAAGGAAAACCACUUCUGCUGAAACCCACACAACCCUGUACAGUGACUCCCUGUGGCAACGUGUACUUUUAACCGAGUCCCCACACCAGCUCCUGCAGCAGACGAGCUGUCCGGGCCCUGAGCCCAGCCUGGCUCGGUGGGGACGCUCACAGCCCAGGACCUGGAGGAGAAAAAGCCUUAAACCCACGGCGUGGGAAGAGCUGCAGCAGCCUGCGGGCAAGGGAGAUUGCUGACUGCUAACACAAACCCCCACACCAGCACUGCAGGCCGGGAGGUGAAGUCCAGGGCACAUGGAGGCUGCUGCUGAGCAAGCAGGGGCUGCACAGCAGCACCCUCACCCCUGCACUGCUGCUGAGCCAGCAGGGGCUGCACAGCAGCAGCAUCACCCCUGCACUGCUGCUGCACCAGCAGGGGCUGCACAGCAGCACCCUCACCCCUGCACUGCUGCUGAACCAGCAGGGGCUGUGCAGCACCAUCACCCCUGCACCGCUGCUGCAUGUUUCUGCACCGCAGGGCUGUGCCAGGCAGGGCUGCCCCGUGCAGCUCCCCAUGAGAGUGGCAGGCUCGUGCAGGAAUGACACCAGCCCUGCCUAGAAGGUCUGUUCUGAGGGGCAGGGCUGGAGAGCCUCUGUGAUCCUUCCCUGGGCACCAGAACCCCUGGGCUGGGGUUUAGUGCUGUGUGAGGUGUUGCUUUGCAGCCUUUGGAAGAGCAAAACCACUUUCCCUCCUGCUGACUUUUGCCCUCUGCAUGGGGUAAGGAGCCUUUUUUCCCCACAGCCUGUUGGUUUGUUUUUCCUCCAUUGUCUGUUAUUUGCACUACUGGAAGGGUUUUGUUUGCAGCCUCCAUCCCUCCUCCCCUCCCAAGGAACAGAAACUGUUCUGUACCUGACUGCAGGAACAGCCAAGCGCUUGGUCAGCACCUGACUGCUGGCCGAGGUCUCAUGGGAGUAGGAAAAGGGACACUCUUAACAUGGGACACUAAUGAUCAGCUUUUAAGUUAUGCACUUUGUUAAAAAAAAAAAAAACAUUUUAAAUGUUAUUUAAUGUCUUUUCCAGUAAAAGCCAAAAUAAAUACGUAGAUG
Taeniopygia guttata (zebra finch) is the source of this 3453-nucleotide messenger RNA. It is a transcript of the gene DDHD2, whose product is annotated as DDHD domain containing 2. Gene Ontology annotation, cellular component: cytoplasm; COPII-coated ER to Golgi transport vesicle. Gene Ontology annotation, molecular function: protein binding; triacylglycerol lipase activity; metal ion binding. The record is from RefSeq and is a predicted model, not a curated record. NCBI's taxonomy places the organism in Eukaryota, Metazoa, Chordata, Aves, Passeriformes, Estrildidae.